Messenger RNA from Ostertagia ostertagi, 477 nucleotides. The record is from the annotation of a GenBank genome assembly. NCBI's taxonomy places the organism in Eukaryota, Metazoa, Nematoda, Chromadorea, Rhabditida, Trichostrongylidae.
AUGUAUGUGUAUGUAGAGAAGAUCGUCGGCAACAAGGGGCUUACCGUGCUUUUGAAUAACGCCGGUGCUUUCGUGAAAUAUACCACAAAACAGGAACCGAAUCGUGCUGAUAUUAUCAAAAACUUCAAUAUCAACGCAGCCAGUGUAGCUGUCGUCACGCAGGUAUUCCUACCGUUGCUACGCAAAGCCGCCGAACAAGGUGCCUCAGACGAGUUCUCCGUGGAUCGUUCGGCCAUUAUCAACAUUUCAUCUGGACUUGGAUCGAUCGCUAACAAUACUACGGGUUCGGGAGACAUGGGAACUCUUGCCUACAGAAUAAGCAAGUCUGCAUUAAACUCCUUGAUGAAGACGGUAGCAAUCGAUUUGGAACCGGAGCAUAUCCUUGUGGCCUCAUUUUGCCCAGGUUGGGUACAAACCGACAUGGGAGGGCCGAAGGCCCAUCUCACUGUAAGUUUGUUGACUUACAAUUUCCCCGAU